GUUCGCAUAAUAUCGUGUCCAAUUAAUUGGUCUCCGAUGGAAAACAAAAUUUUCAUUAAAAUAAUAUUGGUUGCAGUUAUAUUAUCUAAUACUUUAGCUCCAACAUAUUCAAGAAAAAUAACAUGGGAAAAUGAUGCUGAUUAUUUCGACAUUUAUAGUUGGCUUGUGGAUAUAGAUGGGAAUGGAGUUGAAAAAAAUGUUGAUAAUCAACAAGUUUGUACAACACCAGAAUGCCAAAAAAUAGCACAAGAGUUUCUUCAUAGUAUGAAUAAAUCAGUUGAUCCGUGUGAUGAUUUUUAUGAUUUUACCUGUGGUAAUUGGAAUCAAUCCAGUAAAAUUCCAGGAUAUCUUCCAGCAUGGUCAAAAAUUCACAUGUUUCAAAAUGUGGUUCAUCUGAGAGUGAAAGGUAUAUUAGAGGAAAAGAUUGAGUCAGGAGACAUUUUGCCAGUCAGACAAGCCAAAAAAUGGUAUCACUCAUGCAUGGAUGAAGAUUUACUUGAAAAACGAGGAUUACAACCAAUAGAAACAAUUUUGAUGCGCUUUGGAGGAUGGCCAAUGACUAUUGAUGAAGAGAUGUGGGAUGAAGAAGAAUUUUCAUGGCAACAAGUUGAGGGAUAUUACUUUCAUUUGACAAGAUCAUAUAUAUUUUAUCAAUUCAAGCCAAGAGCAUUUUCAUACGAUGACAUUGGUAUUCUACCUGGUGAACUUCCUUUAAUUGGAAAGCUUCCGCUUAAAUAUAGAAAUUACACUGGUGAAGAUUAUGAUGCUUAUCAGACUCUAGUUGAAAGCGUUGCAAGGAUUUUUAUUGCUGAAAAUAAAGCUGAUGUUUCUGAAGAGGUGUUUCAAAGGGAUGUGAGAGAAUUAGUUGAAUUUGAAAAAAAGUUAUUUACAAUUCAAAGUGAUGAAUAUUUCGAUUGGAAAUUCGACACGUUUGGUGAUUUUAAAAAAUGGUAUCAUGACAAUAUAACAGCAAUCAUUGAAGAGAAUGGUGAGAGUGAAAAUAAUAUUGAUUAUGAUAAUAAGGACGACAGUUAUGUCAUAGACUUUGAUAAAUUGAUGGGCAGGAUGUUCGAUAUGAUUAGUCUAACUUAUGGUGAUGAUUUGAAUGUUGGAGUCUCUGACAAAAUGUAUUUUCUAAAAUUAUUCGAAGUCAUGAGAAAGACAUCCAAAAGGACAAUUGUUAAUUACAUUCACUGGCAUUUUGUAAGUAGUAUGCUUGAAUAUUCAACAAAAGAUUUGAAAGAUAAGCUCUUUGAAUUAAUGGAGAAAGAGUAUGGUAUUACUGAAAGACCUCCACGAUGGCUAGAGUGUAUUCAAGAAACGAAAAUAAUUGAUGCUGUAGCUUUUGGAUUUAUGAAAAAAUAUUUCUCUAAAGAAACUGAUAAAAAAAUACAAACAAUCGUAGAAAACAUUCGUAAAAGUAUGCGGAACAUCAUCGUUACCUCGAAUGUAAUAGAUGAAAAGACACGAACAAAUAUGUUAGAGAAACUUGACAUAAUGGAUUUUGAUGUUGGAUUUCCUGACUGGUACAAAAAUACUUCUAUCAUUAUUCAAGUGUAUCGUGGUUUGACCAUUGGCUCUGAUUACAUGGAAAAUGUUUUGGCCUAUAGAAGAUUCUUAGUGAAGAGAAGAAUGCGACUACUCGUUGAACUUGAAGAUAUAUGGUUAAGUGAUGAGAUGAUGAUUACAGUAAAUGCAGCAUAUGGAGGUGGCAGAGUGCAGGUACCACCUGUUGUUUUUCAACCACCUUUGCUCGCACCACAAUUACCAGAAUUUGUUAAUUACGGAAUAAUAGGAACUGUGCUGGGUCACGAAAUGGGACAUGGAUAUGAUACUCGUGAAUUUCGUUAUGCUGAAACUGACGCUGAUAUGGAGAGAAUAAGUAGAGAUAAUGGAAUUUGGAAAAAAUUAUUUGAUAAAGCUAAAUGUUAUGCUGAUCAUUAUAACAAAUUGUAUAAUGAUUCUCAACGUAACUCUUCUGAGGAACCAAGUUCAGGAUUUCGAACUCUGAGGGAAAAUCUUGCUGACGCAACAGGAAUCCAAUCAGUAUUUCAUGCAUAUAAAAACUUGAUGAGUAAAAAUGGGAAGGGCUUAAAGCUUCCAGGCUUUGAGGAUUUUACUGAUGAGCAAAUGUUCUUUAUUUCAUUUGCUAACAUUAUGUGUGAAGCUUCAACUGAGAAAUAUGCAGAGCUAUUGAAACGCCUAAAUUCUCAUAGUAUUGGUCGUAUUCGAGUAAUAGGUGGAGUUUCAAAUAUGGAAGACUUUGCAAAAACUUUCAAUUGUCCUAGAGGAAGUCCUAUGAAUCCUGAACAUAAGUGUAACCUUUGGCAAGAAAAAUCUGAACAAAAUAUCAAGAAACGUCUGACCAAAGUUCACAAACAUUCCAAAUUAAUUUAUAAUUAAAACUCUGAUGAUGAAAUGUAGCUCUAAAAACAUCAAAUAAUUGAUACAACUAUUUUAAAUAUAUUCCUAUUUAAGAUUUAA
Messenger RNA from Chelonus insularis, 2484 nucleotides. Its product is annotated as neprilysin-like. The record is from RefSeq and is a predicted model, not a curated record. NCBI's taxonomy places the organism in Eukaryota, Metazoa, Arthropoda, Insecta, Hymenoptera, Braconidae. The coding region runs from base 37 to 2403 and encodes 788 amino acids. Gene Ontology annotation, molecular function: metalloendopeptidase activity. The transcript has 17 exons. Gene Ontology annotation, cellular component: plasma membrane. Gene Ontology annotation, biological process: protein processing.